Messenger RNA from Scomber scombrus (Atlantic mackerel), 6269 nucleotides. It is a transcript of the gene nckap1, whose product is annotated as NCK-associated protein 1. The coding region runs from base 193 to 3606 and encodes 1137 amino acids. Gene Ontology annotation, cellular component: SCAR complex. The record is from RefSeq and is a predicted model, not a curated record. Gene Ontology annotation, biological process: cell morphogenesis; neuron projection morphogenesis; cortical actin cytoskeleton organization. The transcript is spliced from 32 exons. NCBI's taxonomy places the organism in Eukaryota, Metazoa, Chordata, Actinopteri, Scombriformes, Scombridae.
AGGGAGGAGAAGAAGAGGGGUGGAGCACUGUCAUGAACAUGGGCGACAAAAAAAUCUAACAACUACACAAACCCACUGCUUCUAUUCCUCUCUUUUACCUUUUUUUGUGUACUAUUAUAUAUUAUUUUUUUCCAGGACUUUAAUUAGCAGAUUUUUCUUUUUUAACCCCGUGAACACAACACAAAGCUGAAGAUGUCUCGGGGAGUGAUCCAACCCAGCCAGCAAAAACUGGCUGAAAAACUCACCAUCCUCAACGACAGAGGCGUCGGGAUGCUGACCCGUGUGUACAACAUCAAAAAGAAGUCGAGCUGCUACGAAACAUCUCCGAAAACGGCAUGUGGCGAUCCCAAGGCCAAGCCGUCGUACCUCGUCGAUAAGAACUUGGAGUCGGCGGUUAAAUUUAUCGUCAGGAAGUUUCCCGCCGUGGAGACGAGGAAUAAUAACCUGGCUCAGCUGCAGAAGGAAAAGUCAGAGAUCCUGAAGAAUCUGGCUCUCUACUAUUUUACCUUCGUAGAUGUGAUGGAGUUUAAGGACCAUGUGUGUGAACUGCUGAACACUAUCGACGCCUGCCAGGUCUUCUUCGAUAUUACGGUGAACUUUGACCUGACCAAGAACUACUUGGACCUGGUUGUGACUUACACUACUCUGAUGAUAAUCCUGUCUCGCAUUGAGGAGAGGAAAGCUAUCAUCGGCCUGUACAACUACGCUCAUGAGAUGACACACGGAGCCAGUGACCGAGAGUACCCCAGAUUGGGCCAGAUGAUCGUGGAUUAUGAAAACCCUCUGAAGAAGAUGAUGGAGGAGUUUGUUCCACACGGAAAGUCCCUGUCAGAUGCGUUGGUCAGUCUUCAGAUGGUUUAUCCCAGGAGGAAUCUGUCCGCUGACCAGUGGAGGAACGCACAGCUGCUCUCUCUCAUCUCAGCUCCUUCCACCAUGCUCAAUCCUGCACAGUCCGACACUAUGCCAUGUGAAUACCUGUCGCUGGACGCAAUGGAGAAAUGGAUUGUUUUUGGAUUCAUCCUUUGCCACGCGGUGCUGAACAGCGACGCAGCAGCGUUGUCUUUGUGGAAGCUGGCUCUGCAGAGCUCCACCUGCCUCUGUCUGUUCAGGGAUGAAGUCUUCCACAUCCACAAGGCAGCAGAGGACCUGUUCGUCAACAUCAGAGGGUACAACAAACGCAUCAAUGACAUCAGAGAGUGCAAGGAACAGGCCCUGUCUCAUGCAGGCUCCAUGCACAGAGAGAGACGCAAGUUUCUCCGAUCGGCUCUGAAGGAGUUGGCGACCGUCUUAGCCGACCAACCUGGACUACUAGGUCCAAAGGCGUUAUUUGUGUUCAUGGCGCUGUCGUUCGCCCGUGACGAGAUCAUCUGGCUGCUUCGACACGCCGACAACAUCCAGAAGAAAAGCACAGACGACUUCAUAGACAAACACAUAGCAGAGUUGAUCUUCUACAUGGAAGAACUCCGAGCUCACGUGAGGAAGUACGGACCGGUGAUGCAGCGAUAUUACGUCCAGUACCUGUCCGGCUUUGAUGCUGUGGUGCUGAAUGAACUGGUGCAGAACCUGUCUGUGUGUCCGGAGGAUGAGUCGAUAAUCAUGUCUUCAUUUGUGAACACUAUGACUUCCCUCAGUGUCAAACAAGUGGAGGACGGAGAGGUGUUUGACUUCAGAGGAAUGAGACUGGACUGGUUCAGACUGCAGGCCUACACCAGCGUCUCUAAAGCCAGUCUCGGCAUAGCUGAUCACAAGGAGCUCGGUAAAAUGAUGAACACUAUCAUCUUCCACACAAAGAUGGUGGACUCGCUGGUGGAAAUGCUGGUGGAGACAUCAGACCUGUCCAUUUUCUGCUUCUACAGCCGUGCAUUUGAGAAGAUGUUCCAGCAGUGUUUGGAGCUUCCCUCCCAGAGCCGACACUCCAUCUGCUUCCCUUUGCUUUGCACACACUUCAUGUCCUGCACACACGAGCUUUGUCCCGAGGAGCGUCACCACAUAGGGGAUCGAAGCCUGUCGUUGUGCAACAUGUUUCUGGAUGAAAUGGCCAAACAGGCCCGAAACCUGAUAACUGACAUCUGCACUGAACAAUGUACACUCAGCGACCAGCUGCUUCCCAAGCACUGUGCGAAAACCAUCAGCCAAGCCGUGAACAAGAAGAGUAAGAAGGCGACGGGGAAGAAAGGCGAGCCGGAGAGAGAGAAACCAGGAGUGGAGAGCAUGAGGAAGAACAGACUACUGGUCACCAAUCUGGAUAAACUCCACACAGCAUUAUCUGAACUCUGCUUCUCCAUCAACUACGUUCCCAACUUGGUGGUCUGGGAGCACACGUUCACACCCAGAGAGUACCUCACCUCGCACCUCGAGAUCCGAUUUACCAAGUCUAUAGUGGGGAUGACCAUGUACAACCAGGCUACUCAGGAGAUAGCCAAGCCCAGCGAGCUGCUGACCAGCGUCCGCGCCUACAUGACGGUGCUGCAGUCCAUAGAGAACUACGUCACCAUCGACAUCACCCGAGUCUUCAACAACGUCCUCCUGCAGCAGACGCAGCACCUGGACAGCCACGGAGAGCCCACCAUCACCAGUCUGUACACAAACUGGUACUUGGAGACGUUGCUCCGUCAGGUCAGUAACGGACACAUCGCUUACUUCCCCGCCAUGAAGGCCUUCGUCAACCUUCCCACAGAGAACGAGCUCACCUUCAACGCCGAGGAAUACUCUGACAUCUCCGAGAUGCGUUCACUGUCGGAGCUGUUGGGUCCGUACGGUAUGAAGUUCCUCAGCGAGAGUCUGAUGUGGCACAUCUCGUCACAGGUCGCCGAGCUGAAGAAACUGGUGGUAGAGAACAUGGAGGUUUUGACCCAGAUGAGGACGAGCUUCGACAAACCAGAACACAUGGCGGCCCUUUUCAAGAAACUCUCCUCUGUUGACAGUGUUUUGAAGAGAAUGACUAUCAUCGGAGUCAUCUUGUCCUUCCGCUCGCUGGCUCAGGAGGCUCUGAGAGAUGUGUUAUCCUGUCAUAUUCCUUUCCUGGUCAGUUCAGUGGAGGAUUUCAAAGACCACAUUCCCAGAGAGACGGACAUGAAGGUGGCCAUGAACGUCUACGAGCUGUCGUCGGCGGCAGGUUUACCCUGUGAGAUCGACCCGGCCUUGGUGGUGGCUCUGUCCUCACAAAAGAGCGAGAACAUCAGUCCGGAGGAGGAGUACAAGAUCGCCUGUCUGCUGAUGGUGUUCGUGGCCGUUUCAUUGCCGACUCUGGCCUGCAACGUGAUGUCACAGUACAGCCCCGCCAUAGAAGGUCAUUGUAACAACAUCCACUGCCUGGCCAAAGCCAUCAACCAGAUCGCUGCGGCUCUCUUCACCAUCCACAAGGGAAGCAUAGAGGACCGCCUCAAAGAGUUCCUGGCUCUGGCCUCCUCCAGCCUGUUGAAGAUCGGCCAGGAGACGGACAAGAUGACGACACGUAACAGAGAAUCUGUCUACCUGCUGCUGGACAUGAUCGUGCAGGAGUCUCCCUUCCUGACGAUGGACUUGCUGGAGUCCUGUUUCCCCUACGUCCUGCUGCGAAACGCCUACCACGCCGUCUACAAACAGAGCAUCAGCGCUAACGCAUAAACACACACUAAACACACACACACAGAGACGGCCUACCGUGCUGUCUACCGUACGUAGACACACACACACAUACACACACUAAAACAACAACAACAAACUAAACACUACACCUACAAUGCCUCAACGUACAAUUCUGUCAAAAAACAAACAACAACAACAACAUGCACCUGUAACACACUAAACUCUUAAAAAAAAAAACCUGAACAAAUACACUAAAAACGGCCAAAAGAACAUGAGAAAAAGACCCGCUGACGUUUCAGUGCACGACAACAACGACAAACAAACGUACUAGAAAUUAGACAAACUUGAACAGAACAGUGUCGACGCCUCUGACGCACUGAAACAGACACACAACAAACACUUAGCUGGAUGAAGUUGGGGGAUCAGUGUCUUUAUUUUAAAUCAUUGUACUUUUUUUUCCACGAUGUUGCCAGGGGACCGUAACCAUAGCAACACAUAAUAUACCAUAUGUUUUGAUUUGGUAUAAAAAAGGACAAAAAUAUAAAUAUAUAGUAUAUAUAUAGUUGACACUAAAAUAUUCCUUUUUUUUUUCUCUCUUUCUCUUUUCUUUUUGUUUUUUGAUGAAAGAUUUGAGAUUUUUAGUGGCCAGCUGACAAACUUCUAUGUGGUGGAUUUGGAUGCUUUUUAUUUUGGGGAAUGCAAAAAAUGAAUCUGAUGUGAUGUGUAGUUUUCUUUUUUUUCUUUCUUUCUUUUUCUUUUUUUUUUUCUUUUAUUGAGGAGGGUCGGUGAGGAUUCCUGUGUUUAUAAUGAAAGACACAUUGCUUGUUAAUGUAAGUUUACACACACAUACAUACAUAGAUAAAUAAUAUAUAUAUACACACACAUACACACAUAUAUAAAUAGAAAGAAAAACAUCCUAAAAACUACACACACACACACACACAUACACACACUUGUAUAACAUGGUGAUGUUUUCUUUCUUUUUUUCUAGCUAGUCGUAACAUGAACUUUUUUGUGGGUAAAGAUAUAAUAUCUGUAUUCUACUUUGAUGUGAACUGAACUCGUCUGUUUUUAAAUGUUUAUGUUUCUGUUUUAUUUUUAUGAUGACCGACAAUGAUGAUGCUGAUGAUGAUGAUGAUGAUGACAAUUUGCCAAAUGUGUUAACACUUAAAAAGAAAAAGGAAAAAAAAGAAGAAGAAAAAAUUGUGUAUCAGGGCUUGCAAGUUUGAGAGUGUUUGGGUGUUUAAAACAUGGGGGAAGGGGAGGGGAGGGGGAAAGGACAUUUUAAGUGUUUUUUUGGGGAGGGGGGGGGGGUGAUAGACGCUCUGGACUAUGCGGCAGCUCGGUUAACAGAAAGGUUGUUUAACAAUAACAGUGGGAACAAACUUUAAAUGAAACAAUACUGCAGUAAUACUACACUACAGUAACAGUACUUUACACUACAGGCUCAUAUUCCCCUCAGCUGCUGUUAAUAAAAACUCUCUUGGUUAGGUUAAAGGUCCAGUCGGUGCUGCUUGUUCCCCUUUAAAAAAGUAGAACUGAACAAUCCAGAUAGACAUAUAAUUUAUAUUAAAAACAGUUUCUGACUUCUGGCUCCUUUAAAAAAAUAAAUAAACCUGAAAUGUUCAGUUUUCAUCUUUAUAUCGAGGGACGUUUCAGCACUUUUUUAGUUUCUGCAUCUAAUUUUUUUUUUUUAAUAGUUGCAGUUAUUGUAGUGCUGGAAGAGGAAGAGGAGGAAGAAGAGGAGGAAGGGAGGAAACCGUGCCUUGCUCCCAAAAAAAAAAGGCACCUUUAACAGCAGCUGGGAAAAAAAGGGGCGUUCACCACCUUUACACCUUACACUCCGCCGUUAGAUUUAAACGUGUUAGUAUUUCUUAACUUAAUAAAUAAAUAAAUAGGAGCAUUUAAAAGUAACCAGUUCCUCCAUUCAACACACACACACACACACUAAGAAAGGAGGAGGGGAAAAAAUAUCCAUCUCAGAUCUGUGAAAGUCAAAGAAAAACCUGGAGCUGCAAUAAGAUAAAUAAAAAAAAUAAAUAUAUAUAUUAAAAAAAAACAAAAAAAACACUCUUGGUGACUAUUUCACUGGAUUUGUAAAACUGUGGUCGAUGAUGAACUUUCCAUACUUUCAGGCGGUUGAGCGCGGGACCUUUUUUUUUUUUUGACGGCCUCCAGACAAGACGGGGGACGACUCUGACAAAGUGCAGUCUGAAUUGUUCUUUAUUCUUUUUUGUUUUCUUUUUUUAAUUCUUCUUCUCGAUCAAGGCAUGGCAAAGGGCUACAUAUUGAGACACUUAACACAAACAAACCAUGCUCCCUUUAUGCCAGCCCUCUGCUAAUGUGUCACUAACACCAGGGCUCUGUCUUUUAAAAAGCUCAUCGUGCAUACUAUUCAAAAACUGUACUUUCUAACCUAAUAUAUAUAGAGGAUAAAGUGGAAGUGGCAUUUACAGUAUGUAGCAGGAACACACUAAAAAUAAUCUAGUAAAUGAAGCGUUGUACACUUCACAGUAGGGGUUACGUUAGUAUGCAUUAUAAGCACGACUGGGGGACAGAUCUGUUGGGACACAUUCUGCCAAUUUGAUGUGGAAACGGUUGCUGUUUUUUUUUUUCUUUCCUAAAGCUCUUUUUUGUGUCUCUGAUUCCACCGUGUAACUUAAAAAUAACAUGAAUAAAAUCAAACUUUAGGGCUGUGUCAG